Molecule: messenger RNA, 1387 nt
Organism: Canis lupus familiaris (dog)
Lineage: Eukaryota; Metazoa; Chordata; Mammalia; Carnivora; Canidae
Gene: C2CD4C
Product: C2 calcium dependent domain containing 4C
Exons: 2
Coding region: 90-1361 (423 amino acids)
Source: RefSeq, a predicted model, not a curated record
CCUCCCCGACCCCCGCGAGCCCGCGGGGCGACCUCCGGCCUCGGCCCAGCCGCGCAGACCCUGCAGACCCCACCUGGCCUCCUGCCCGCAUGAGGAAGACCAACAUGUGGUUCUUGGAGCGGCUCCGGGGGUCUGGGGAGCACGGGACCCCCGGGAGCGAGGCCGGGGACAAGGCCGCCAAGGGGCCCCUGUACAGCAACGUGCUGACCCCCGACAAGAUCCCCGACUUCUUCAUACCCCCCAAGCUGCCCGCCGGCCCCACGGAUGCCGAGGGGCAGGCCGAGCCGGGCCCCGCAGCAGCAGCCGCAGAGCAGAACCCGGCCUCGGGCCCGCCCCGCCGAGCCCCCCGGAGCCCCCGGCUGCCGGCCAAGUUGGCAGCUGAGAGCAAGAACCUGCUGAAGGCGGCCACGCGACAUGUGAUCCAGAUUGAGAGCGCGGAGGACUGGCCGGUGGAGGAGGCUGCCACCAACGCCGACCCCCAGGCCCAGGGCGCCAUGUCCCUGCCGUCGGUGCCCAAGGCUCAGACAUCCUAUGGCUUCGCCACGUUGGCCGAGAGCCCGCACACGCGGCGCAAGGAGUCCCUGUUCCACAGCGAGCACGGGGCCCUGGCUCAGGUGGGCUCCCCGGGGGCCGGUCGCCGUCGGGGGGGCGCCACCAAGGCCAACGGGGGUGACGGGGUGCCCAGGGAGGCGGCGGGGGCCCUCAUGAGCCCCAGCCGCUACUUCAGCGGCGGGGAGAGUGACACCGGGUCCUCGGCCGAGUCCUCCCCGUUCGGGUCCCCUCUGCUCUCACGCUCCGUGUCGCUGCUGAAGGGGUUCGCCCAGGACAGCCAGGCCAAGGUGAGCCAGCUCAAGCAGUCGGCGGGCCGCCACGGCUCCCUGGCCGCCGAGGACGGCGCGCCAGACACCAGCCCCGGGGCGCGGCGCCGCCUGACCCGCAGGGCCGCCCCCGAGCCGGGCCCCGAGACUGGCCAGGUGCCCCGCGCCGAGCAUGCGGUCCGUGUGGGCCCCCGGGGCAGCGUGCGGCUGCUGGCGGAGUACGAGGCAGCGCAGGCCCGCCUGCGGGUGCGCCUGCUGGCCGCCGAGGGCCUCUAUGACUGCCUGUGCGACGCCCGCAGCAUCAACUGCUGCGUGGGGCUGUGCCUGGUCCCGGGCAAGCUGCAGAAGCAGCGCAGCACCAUCAUCAAGAACAGCCGCCACCCCGUCUUCAACGAAGACUUCUUUUUCGACGGCCUGGGGCCAGCCAGCGUCCGAAAGCUGGCCCUCAGGAUCAAGGUGGUGAACAAGGGCAGCAGCCUCAAGCGGGACACGCUGCUCGGGGAGAAGGAGCUGCCCCUCACCUCCCUGCUCCCCUCCUUGUAAGGGCCUCUCCUGGGGGUGCAGAGGGC